AAUCACGGGGCUCAAGUCGCGAGCACGAAGUUUACAGGAACGCGAACGUUCAUAGAUGUUGGUUCAAGACAUGUUGCGGAGUCGAAGACAAGCACGGUUCCACGUCUAAUCAGACAAACACCAAAUCAGCAGAUCAAGUUGAUGGAGCAGCGAACUUGCCGGAGGAAGGAAAUUGAAAACUGUGUACGGGCUCAUCUUUGUAUUACUAGCAACAUGGAUCUCGGACUUCCAUUUAGUUCUAGCUGUGCUGAAACGCACCAGGUUGACCUGAGAGUGAUCGUGAAAGAGGAAGAUAUAAAAGAGGAGGAGUAUGGUCUUAUGAUAUCAUGUGCAGAUGAAGAAGAAAAGCCCUUUGCAGAGUUUGACUGUAAAUCUGAAACAGACGUCACAGAGUCACCAGAGUCUACGUACAAUGAAAUGCUACAGACAACAGUGAAGACUGAAGUGAAGAAAGAGGAGGAGGAAGAGGAGGAACAACAUGAACAUCUGCUGGAAAGUGUAUCAGAACACACACAUGUAACGCAACAGAAGAUCCAUGGACAGAAUGAUGAACUCAACCUGCGACUCAAAGGAAAGCUGCACCGCUGUACAGUCUGCAGGAAGAGUUUCACGGCCCUGAGAGAACUUGAGAAACACCAGCAAACACACUCUGUUGGGGUGAAUGAAAAGAAGUCUCGCAAAAAGCCACAUAAAUACUCUCAUCGUAAAAAAGCAUUUACAACAGCCUCACUAGUUAAUCACCAUAUGCUUACACACACUGGAGAGAAGCCUCAUAAAUGUUCCCAGUGUGGAAGAGGUUUUACAUAUACAGCAACUCUUAAAAAUCACAUGCUAAUUCACACAGAGGAGACGCCUUAUAAAUGUUCCCAGUGUGGAAAAGCUUUUAGAACAUCGCAAUAUCUUCAACGCCACAUGCUCACACAUUCUUUAGAGAAGGCUCAUAAAUGUACCCAGUGUGGAAAAGCUUUUACAAUGUCCAUUUACCUUAAACUUCACAUGUCUGUACACAAUGGAGAGAGACGUCAUAAAUGUCGCCUAUGUGGAAAAUCAUUUAGAACAUCCCAAGAUUUUCAACGCCACAUGCUUACACAUACCGGAGAGAAGCCUUAUAAAUGUGUCCAGUGUGGAAAAGGUUUUGCACAAUUUUCAAAUCUUAAAAGGCACAUGCAAAUACACACUGGAGAGAAGCCUCAUGAGUGUGUCAAGUGUGGAAAAGCUUUUUCAAAAAGUUCAAAUCUUAAAGAUCACAUGUUAAUACACAUUGGAGAUAAGCCUAAUGAAUGUAGCCAGUGUGGGAAAGUAUUUACACAAAUGGAAACCCUUAAAACCCACAUAUUAACACACACUGAAGAGAAGCCUUAUAGAUGUGUUCAGUGUGGAAAAGCUUUUCCGCACCCUUCAAAGCUGGAAACCCAUAUGCUAACUCACACUGAAGAAAAGUCUCAUAAAUGUGUCCAGUGUGGAAAAACGUAUUCAAUAAUGUCUAGUCUUAAACGCCAUAUGGUAAUACACACUGGAGAGAAGCCUCAUGAAUGUAACCAGUGUGGAGAAGCAUUUAGACACCUCCAAACUCUCCAACAUCAUUUGCUAAUACACACGGGAGAGAAGCCUCAUAAAUGUGGCCAUUGUGGAAAAGCAUUCAGAACAUCCAAAAACCAUCGAUGGCACAUAAUUAAACAUACUGACAAGAGUCUUCAUAAAUGUGUCCAGUGUGGAAAAGCAUUUCCGGCCCCUUCAAAGCUUAAAACCCAUAUGUUAAGUCACACUGGAGAGAAGCCUCAUAAAUGUGUCCAGUGUGGAAGAGCUUUUUCAGUAACGUAUAGUCUUAAACGGCAUAUGUUAUUAUUACACACUGAAAGAGAUUAAAGAGGAGAUGAUGAUUAUGUUCAAAGUCAAAAUGGUGAGGUAAACAUUUGAAUUCACAAAUUUAAUUAAUUGUCAAAAAACUGUUUGAUUUAAUUCAUUUAAAUGUGAUUUGGUUAAAACAACUAGCCUGGCUAACGUCAGACCUCAUCUCAUUGAGAUGGGGUCUGGGAACUAGACAUUCAUUUUCUCGUAUUUGAAACGUGGUUUAUGAAUGCCCAGAGCCGUUUA
Molecule: messenger RNA, 2094 nt
Organism: Alosa sapidissima (American shad)
Lineage: Eukaryota; Metazoa; Chordata; Actinopteri; Clupeiformes; Clupeidae
Product: gastrula zinc finger protein XlCGF57.1-like
Exons: 3
Coding region: 142-1866 (574 amino acids)
Cellular component (GO): nucleus
Source: RefSeq, a predicted model, not a curated record